Oreochromis aureus is the source of this 5131-nucleotide messenger RNA. It is a transcript of the gene ift70, whose product is annotated as fleer. Gene Ontology annotation, cellular component: intraciliary transport particle B; axonemal microtubule. The transcript has 20 exons. Bases 155 to 2149 code for a protein of 664 amino acids. Lineage: Eukaryota; Metazoa; Chordata; Actinopteri; Cichliformes; Cichlidae. Gene Ontology annotation, biological process: intraciliary transport. Gene Ontology annotation, molecular function: protein binding; intraciliary transport particle B binding. The record is from RefSeq and is a predicted model, not a curated record.
AAACGUCCCUUUCCGCUCUCCUCCGUUGCUAAGUAACAGCUCCUAUGCUCUCCGUGCUUCGGAAAGCACAGCUAGCUAAAUGCUACGACCCAGAUUUUGGGAAAACCCGAAGCCACAAGUAGUGUGUGUUUGAUGAGAGUGCAGAUUUGAAGCAAUGACCGCUAUAAAAGACGGAGAGUACACGGCUACGAUCUACAAACUGAUUAAAGAUGGUCAGUAUGUGGAUGCCAUUCACAUCCUGAACGGGCAGCUCCAAAAACACACCAAGUCCAGGGCGGCGCUGUCUCUGCUUGGUUUCUGCUACUAUCACAUCCAGGACUUCACCAACGCCGCCGAGUGCUACGAACAGCUCACGCAGCUGCACCCGGAGGUGGAGGAGUACAAAGUGUACUACGCCCAGUCCCUGUACAAAGCUGGUGCUUAUCCCGAGGCCACCAAGGCUUCAUUUGCACUCGACAACCCCAGCAGCCAAACCAAGAUGGUCAAGCUGCAGGCCUGCAUCAAAUAUUGUGAGGAAGAUUAUUCCGCUGCCAAGUCGCUGUUGGAGCAGCUGCCGCCGGACGACCCGGACUACGUCUACAAUAUGGGCUGUUUGCUUUACCAGGACGGCAAGUAUGAGGAGGCCUGCAGGAAGUUCAUGUCCGCCAUGCAAGUGCUGGGAUACGUGCCAGCGUUGUCCUACAACAUCGCCCUGACUUAUUACAGCCUGAAGAACCACAAUCAGGCGCUCAAGUAUAUCGGGGAGAUCAUAGACCGUGGAAUCAAGGAACAUCCAGAGCUGAGUGUUGGAAUGACGACCGAAGGCAUCGACAUCCACAGCGUGGGAAACACGCUGGUCCUGCAUCAGUCGGCCCUGAUCGAAGCCUUUAACCUCAAAGCUGCAAUCAAUUAUGAGCUGAAGAACUUGAAAACAGCUCAGGAGGCUCUGACGGACAUGCCCCCGAGAUCAGAUGAGGAACUGGACCCAGUGACACUCCACAACCAGGCUCUGUUGAACAUGGACACGAAGCCGUCGGAGGGCUUCGAGAAGCUGGCCUUCCUCCUGCAGCAGCCCUCCUUCCCCCCCGUCACCUUUGGAAACCUGCUGCUGCUCUACUGCAAACACGAGUACUUUGACCUGGCAGCUGAUGUCCUGGCAGAAAACGCACAUCUCACCUACAAGUUCCUCUCCCCGUACAUGUACGAGUUUCUUGAUGCUUUGUUGACCUGCCAGACGGCACCAGAGGAGGCUUUCAGGAAGUUUGAAGAGAUGAACGGAAAACUGGCGGAACAGCUACGCAAGCUAACAAAGCAGCUGCAGGAAACCAGGCUGGCUCGAGAUGAGGAACUGCAGAAGAAAGCUGUGCAGGACUUCGAACUGAUGCAGGAAAAGUACAUCGUGGUCCUCAUGGCUCAGGCUAAGAUCUACUGGAACCGCGAGAACUUCCAGAUGGUGGAGAAGAUUUUCCGGAAGUCGGUGGAGUACUGCAACGAUAACGACACCUGGAAGCUGAACGUGGCUCAUGUGCUCUUCAUGCAGAACAAGUACAAGGAGGCUAUCGGCUUCUACGAGCCCAUCGUCAAGAAGCACUACGACAAUGUGGAGCAGUGUAACAUACAGGAGUGUCCCUGCAAGUGCAAACCAUCGAUCCUGAACGUGAGCGCCGUGGUCCUAGCCAACCUGUGCGUGUCCUACAUCAUGACGAGCCAAAACGAAGAGGCUGAAGAGCUGAUGAGGAAGAUUGAGAAAGAAGAGGAGCAGAUCUCCUACGACGACCCCGACAAAAAGGUCUUUCACCUCUGCAUCGUCAACCUGGUCAUCGGGACGCUGUACUGUGCAAAGGGAAACUACGACUUUGGUAUCUCCCGUGUCAUCAAGAGCCUGGAGCCUUACAACAAGAAGCUGGGAACGGACACAUGGUUCUACGCCAAGCGCUGUUUCCUGUCCCUGCUGGAGAACAUGUCCAAACACAUGGUCAUGCUGAGGGACACCGUGGUACAGGAGUGCAUUCAGUUCCUGGAGCACUGCGAGGUUUACGGGAAAGAGGUGCCGGCCAUCAUCGAGCAGCCUCUGGAGGAGGUCCGCAUUCACAUCGGCAAGAACACCGUCACCUACGAGGCUCGGCUUCUCAAGGCCCUGUUCUAUGAGGUGAUUGGUUGGAACAAGUGACAUCACAAAGGUGUUACCGGCUGAGUUAUGACAGUUUAAUAAGUUCCACAGAAACUUGGUUUAAAAGACGGUCAGAACACAGUGACGUGUUUCUGUGGAGCCUUCGUCUGGCUUCUCUGCGCUGGGACGUGAUCUCAGUGAGCAGAUCUGAUAUAAUCACAGUUAAUGGACUGCAUUUAUCAUCACUAUAAACACAACGGUUUGUAGAACAGACCUUAGUUUUAUUGGUUAUGUUUAUUUCACUAACAUAAACAUACAUGAUGACAGUAAUGUAAGUUCAUCUCCAUGCAUUGGGUUCAUGCAGGUCCUCUGCAGCCGGUGCUCCCGACUCUGUUUGUCGAUUAAAUACGUGUGAAAAACAAUAUGAUUUAAAGUAAAUAAAGAUAUUUUUAGAACUAAAUCUCAAGCUUUCCACCAGGAAGACAACCUGGGCGGACUCUGAUGUUUUUUCUUAAAGUAAAUGUAAAUAUGUGAUUUAAAUAGAGAUGCUCCAAUCAGCGUUUUUAGCUUUAUAUAGACUUUAAAAAACAUCCUGCAGAUUCGAACAUCAAAGAUCCUCGAAUCUCUGACCACACCACGCUGCGUCCUCUGUGUUUUUCACUCACUGCAACUACAAGUUUCUCCUAAAGAGGCUACAGCAAAGAAAAAACACUGUGUUGUGGCCACAAUGUCGCUGAUGCACAGGGGUUAGAGUGGGAUUUGGCUGGUGGAGGGGUAUAUUUCCUGGGUCUUUACCGUACAAUAUAAAGCGCCUCUUGUUGUGAUUUGGCCCUAUAAAUUUAUAUAUAUAAAACUGCAUUGAAUUAAAUUAAUUCAAUGCAAAAAAAUAAUUAAACUCACCACUUCAUAACUCAGGGCAAACCUUUGGGCUCUUUUGUAUAAAAACUUUUAGCUGUGUAUUUUCAGUUCCCAAACUCUGAACAUAAAACAUAAAGACAAAGCAUUUUUUUCCUGCUGUGCUCUCAGCUGAAAACAACGGGACCAGCUCUGCCCUCGUCACUGUUACAGCUCAGUGUGGGACUUACAAUAUCAGCACUGUAAAUUUCAGACAGCACUUUCUGUGGACUCCCCUCCUGUAGUGAUGGCUAAAUGCUGAAGUAUUAAGAUUCCAGUCCUAUUGUGUGCAUGAACUCUGACACAAAUGGAAGGAUUGAAGGCUCAGAGUGCUCGCAGCCGUGUGUCACCUUCUGAUCGGUUGAGGUGGGAGCAGCUGGAAGCAAAGCCGAUCUGCAUUAAAAAUGAACUCACUUGAUAUUAAAAGCUGCCGAUCAGAUGUAAUCAUUCAUUAACUGGAGGUGGGCUUUCAGGAUCCCCGUGGCCCACUUUAACCCCUGGAGCCAGAAAAUAUUUUGUGAUGAUCUUGAAAAGUCUAAUGAAUCCAAAUCUCAUCCUCCAAAACCCUCAUUUACAUUUUACCAUGGUCCUACUCAUCGAGUACGCCAUCCUUUUUUAUGAUUGGAGCAUCACUACUGUUUAGGUUUGAUAAUAAUAAUAGUAAAAAAUCAGCUUUAUUGUUAUAGUCACAAAAUCCAACAUGACUGAAAAUAAAGCUUUAGUUUCCACAUCCCAGCUUUGCAUUAGGCGUUUUCAUCAUGUUAACACUACGUUCUUAAAGCAACAUGUGGUGUGGAGAGUCUGCCUCAUUUCACCAAUGACGAAAGUCUCUACCUGAUGAUCUACAGUGUUUUGUCUCGUGUGUGCGCCCCUCAGGAGAGCGGCCUCUUCGUAAUGUCCUGUUCUGUCAGGUAGUAGUUCAGGUAUCCUCCCAGAGCACCGACCGCCACUGCCGUCAUGUGACUGGAACAGCCGUCUGGCAGAUGAAAAAUAACAGAGUUUAUUAGACAAUAACAAAACCCCCAAACUAAAUCAGAUGAAGUACUUUUCAAAUUUUCAGCAUAUGAGCUCCAAGAGCUCUGCAUCCAACUGCAUUUUUAAUCUGACCUCCGCUGAAUUCACAACAGCAACGUUGUUCAGAUUUCCUCCAAACCUACAAAACGAAGCUGAGAAACUGUUUCCUGUAACAAGCUUCUUUAGCCACAGUGGCUGAAGAUGAGCUGAUGUGAUUGUUACGAUCCUGUCGUGGUUCUGGGUCAUUUGAUCCAGCUCUGAGUUUAUUGUGUUUUUGUGAUUCCUGAGAUGUAAUGAUUGAGUUUUCUAUCGUUUAGUAUUGCGUUUAGUCCUUUCCAUGUCACUGAGUUAUUGCUCAUUUCUGGUUUAUGUUCUCUGGUCUGUCAAAUCCCUUUUGUGCCUUUGUCGUCGUGUCUCCUGUGAGAAUCUGUCUUGUCGUCUGUGUUUGCGUUUCGGUGUCUAUCGCUCCCUCGCCCUCUGUGUAUGUCUUAGUCGGGUCGUUGUUUUUCGUCUCCCUUCUGUGUCCACAUGUUCCCCUCCUUGUGUUUCACUCCACGUCUCCCCUGUCAGUCGUGUGCGUCCAUGUUUGUUGUCCCCAGCCUGUCUUGUCUCUCGCCCUCUCGGUGUCUCUCACUUCCUCUCUCUCUCCCUCCAUGUCUCAUCUCCGUUAACUGUUUGUGUCUCGUCCCAUUGUCUCCCCAGUCUGUCUUGGUCCCAUGUGCGUUCCUUCCUCCCAGCCCGUGUCAUGCUGCAUGUUUUAGUCUGCGUCUUAGUGUGUUUCCUGUUUUAUUUUGACAGUCUGCUUUCCUGUGUUCAGUGUGUUCAGGUUUGCUUCCUCCCUGUCUCGUCACGCCUAAUUCGUCCCAGCUGUGUUCCCCGUGUGUUUCUGCUUCUCCUAAUCACCCUCGUGUGUGUGUCUGUGCAUAUAUAUUGUGUCAGGUUCCUCUAGUCUCUUGUCCAGUUAUUCCUCUUCUCUUUCCAUGUCCAAGUUCUUAGUUUCAUGUUCGUGGUUCAUGUUUAAGUUUCCCUGUGUUUAGUUUUCCCAGUUAGUAUAGCUAGUUUAGUUCUAUCUCCGUUCGCCUUUUGCUUCUGUUUUUGUGCAGCCUAUGAAUAAAGUGGCUCGUUUUUUGUUAA